Petromyzon marinus (sea lamprey) is the source of this 2060-nucleotide messenger RNA. RefSeq names its product left-right determination factor 1-like. The record is from RefSeq and is a predicted model, not a curated record. NCBI's taxonomy places the organism in Eukaryota, Metazoa, Chordata, Hyperoartia, Petromyzontiformes, Petromyzontidae. Gene Ontology annotation, molecular function: cytokine activity; transforming growth factor beta receptor binding; growth factor activity. Gene Ontology annotation, cellular component: extracellular region. Gene Ontology annotation, biological process: anterior/posterior axis specification.
UCGUUUCUUGCUCCUGCGUAUAAAUCAGGGACACGCGGAGCAGAGAUCGUCAGUCUCCGCCACCUGUCUCCAGCCCUCUCCGCUGCUCACAUUUCGCGCACCCGCGAACUUUCCACCUUGCCUCUCUUUAACUAUCACCGUCUCCUCGCCUCCUCUUCGAUUCGAUCAGGCUCUGUAUUGUCUCGCGUGCUGAUAAUGACGGCGGCCCUGAUGAUGAUGACGAUGGCGCUCAUGAUGAUCGUCGCGUUGGUAGUGGUGAUCCCUGGAGCCCACGGCUACCUGGAGGAGGAGGUUAAGGCCUCGCUGCUCGGGGCCCUGGGUCUGAAGGAACCUCCGCGGAUCGAGAAGAGGGAUCUGGAAUCGGUGAUCGUUCCGGCCGCGGUGCGGGCGCGCUACGCGUCGAUGCUGCAGAGACACCGCGAGAGGAGUCGGCGGAGUCUGCCGAGUCUUGCCGGCAUCUUCCGCGGACUCCGUGGCAACGCAGACAUUGCGGGCGACGUGGUGUUCGAGGACGCGACGCGCCAGCGGCUGACGUUCGACAUGAGGGACCGCAUCCCCGACAACAGCGAGGUGACGCUGGUGGAGCUUCGCCUCUUCAAGACGGCGCCCGGCGGGGCCUUCAGCGCGGCGGCGCAGAGGAGACACCCGCGGCCCGCCAACCACGCGCGCGUCAGCGUCUUCUGGCUGGAGGAGCCGCUCGUGGGGGCGAUGAAUCGCUCCACCCUGGUCGACUCCAGACUCGUGCCGGUGGGAGACUCUGGCUGGAAGGGCUUUGACGUGACUCAGGCCGUCCAGCACUGGCAGCAGCAGAGCGGCGGCGGUCCCCUCCGACUGGAGGUGCGCGUCGAGGGCGAGCGGCCGGGCAGCCACGCGGCGCACAUGGCCUCGCUGGUGCGAUUCACACCGCAGGAGGCCGGCGAACAGCCGCCCAUCGGCAAGCCCGAGCUGGUGGUGUACACCCUCAACCUGGCCGAGUACGGCGGCCGAGGCGACUGCGAACUCGACUCGUCGCACCCGGACCACGCCUGCUGCCGCGGCCACAACUUCAUCAACUUCCGCGAGCUCACGUGGACCCAGUACUGGGUGCUGGAGCCCGCGGGCUACGAGGCGUUCCGCUGCACGGGCGGCUGCCGACAGCCGAGGCCCCUCCACUCGAUGUACGGGCCACGCCACUGCUCGCCCGUCGAGAGUUCUCCGCUGCCCAUGAUGUACCUGGUGAAGAAGGGCGACUACACGGAGAUUGAGGUGGCCGAGUUCCCCAACAUGAUCGUCGAGAAGUGCGGCUGCGCCAUGGACAACAUUUCCGUGGUGUGAGAGGGAGUGGUGGGAGGAGGGGGGGGCUGUGGUUGGGUCGAUCGUGUCUCCAGAGGCCGUCUCAUCUCGUGUGAAUGUCUCGUGUCUGCCCCGUCUAGAUCACCUCUCUCUCUCUUAUCUCUCUCAUUUCAAGUCUGUCUUGCCCGUCUCGCCUCGUCAUCUCUUCAUUUUUUUCACACGUCAUCUCUUUUCCAUCUCCGUCAUCAUUUCAUUGGCGUUCUCCCAUCUCAGCUCGAGUCUCUCCCAUCCUCUCUCUCCGUGGUCCACGAGCGACACUCAGAUCAUCGACGGCCGCGUCCCUCAAGUCAACAGUUUGAAAAGGGGCUCGGGCCGACGGCUCCAUUGCACUUAGCGAAUAAAAAUUAAUAAAAAAAUGACCAUUACAUAAAACACCCGAUAGAGUUUUGUACAUACCGAUAACAUUCCUAACCCUGCCGUAGUGUUUACACUUUUGUAAUUUUUUGUUAAUCAGUUUUAAACAUUUAGCGAUGAAAUGUUUCACGCGACUGAAUAUUAUGCGCAAAAAUGAGGAAUAAAAGUUUUCAUCAUUUGCUGUAAAUAACAUGCCGUACUAGUUUGUCGAUAUGCCAUGGACUUUGUAUUGGGCCGGUUUCUUACAAAAGUUACGCUUUUUAAACUUCGUUUUUUAUGCCAAACAUGUUUCCCGCCCCACACGUUCGAUGGUUUUAAAUACCGUCUGAAGUUUCAUCGUCUGUAACAAAUAAAAAGGUGUACAUUGAGUCGGA